Molecule: messenger RNA, 5881 nt
Organism: Ixodes scapularis (black-legged tick)
Lineage: Eukaryota; Metazoa; Arthropoda; Arachnida; Ixodida; Ixodidae
Product: mucin-5AC
Exons: 23
Coding region: 94-5778 (1894 amino acids)
Biological process (GO): regulation of DNA-templated transcription
Cellular component (GO): nucleoplasm
Molecular function (GO): protein binding
Source: RefSeq, a predicted model, not a curated record
ACAUGGCGCACGUCAAAGUAGCUGGCGAUUGAAAUGGAGAGAAAGUGCGCUUGAGUUUCGGGGGUUGUUCGACCUGAAAUCGGACCAUCAGCCAUGUGGCCAAUGCUUCUGGACUACACACGGGAUGAAUGCCAGAGAAUGCUCAGGAAACUGGAACUGGAGGCAUAUGCCUCGGUGGUGUCGGCCUUUCGAGCCCAAGGGGAGCUGACGAAGGACAAGAAAAAGAUGCUCCAGGAGCUCAGUGGCAUUCUCUGCAUAUCGCUGGAGCGGCAUCGGGCGGAGAUUCGCAGAGCUGUCAAUGACGAGAGGUUGAACACCAUUGCGGAUCGCAUCCUGGGUCCCAACACGGGUGCGGAGUGGGCCAUUGAGGGCCGUCGCCUCAUCCCCCUGAUGCCCCGUCUGGUGCCCCAGACGGCCUUCAGCGCACUCGCCAACAGCGCCGCCAACAUACAGGCCGCCAAGAACGCCGCCAUGCCGCCACCCAGUGCCACAGGAGUCAACAAGGAUUCCCCUGGGAAUGGUUCCUCCUCUGCCGUGUCCCCCGUGCCACCAGGCAGCCCGUCCACUCCAACCCGGAUUCCAACGCCGACGUCGGUGGCUUCCACAGGCGUUGCUAGGGUCCUGGGCCUUGGAGGGUCUGGGUGCGGCCCCCCCGGCGUCAAGUGCCCCAGCCCCACGGCGACCCCAGCCGCCACCCCGGCUGGUGAUCCAACCGGAGAGGACGAGCACAUGCAGCGCAAGCGCAAGCGCUCUUUGAGUCUGGACUCCUCCUCGUCUGCGGCUGCCGCCACGUCCCCCGCCGCCCCCCCGCCCCAACGGGCAAGCAACGGCAUUGCCAGAACCGGCACGGGACUCGGCUCUUCCGGGAUCGUCCCGGGAGUCGCCACCAAGGUGGUGAACUUGCCGAUGGGGCCUGCGCCAGUUCGAGUCACCCUGGCACCCCAGAAGACCACCGUAACCCCUCCGUCUGCUCCCAAGGUGAUACUGGUGUCGACGGGCGGUACGUCCUCCUCGGGAAUGCUGCAGCCGCCCCUAACGGUGCCGGUGGUGAAGACGGUGUCGGCCCCAGGAUCCACGUCUGCCAUGCACCAGGGCAAGGCCGUGCUGCCUGGUGCCGGCACGAGGGAGUAUGCUGCGCUCACUACAAGCGUCACCUCCGUGGUCACCACUCCCGUUCCGUCCCCGUCCGUCUCCGGAAGCGAACAGGGCAUCGCGAGGGCAGUGCGCCCACGGGCGGUGACGGUGAACCCCCGGAUGCCCCUGCGCCUGCCCCGGGGUGUUUCUUCCCCCCUGGGGGGGCCCCAGCUCCCCUCUCCUGGUGGAGGAGGCUCCAGCUACGGGAAGGCCACCAUCUCGGUGCCCAAGGGGGCCAUGAUGCAGUACCGGCCCGAAGGCACUGUGAAAAUUAUUGCUCAAAGCCAGCUGCCCAUCUCAAGCAGCAAGCUGGGUUCAAAGCCCGGCGGCACCAUGGUGACAGCCACCUCUGCCGGGGGCCCCAGUGCGGCACCUCGGGUGUCCACCGUCUCCAUGACAGGCACCCAGGCCCGUGUGGUGAAUGUGAUUGCGACGUCCCAGUCGGGCGUCGUCCGGACGUUCGGCCGUAGCGUGGGCUCGCAGCUGUCCGGCAUCAGUCCCCGCCUGGGCCCCGGGGGCACGAGGCCAUCCGGGCUGGGCUCCUCCUCCCACCAGGGGGCCAAGCCCAACGUGAUUGUGGUGCAUAAGGCGCAGGUGUGGCCCCAGAGUCAGGCCGGCCACGCCUCGGGGUUAGGUUCCUCCCUGGGCACGAUGCACGCCGGCAAACCCACGGAGUCGCUAAGCUACCUGCAGCGGCAAGACCGGCUGAAAGGCAUGGCUGGUACGAGCACAGUGACAGUCGUGAAGACGUCUCCUUCCAUGUCUCAACAGUGCAAUCCCCUGCUGAGAGUGAACAGAAACACCGUCCCCAGGGCUUCCUGUCAGCCAGUGAGGUCGUCUCCGGACCAGGAGCAGAGCAACCUCCUCGCUGACCUGAUCCACGCGGCGGGCAUUCUGCCCGACAGCCUGGCAGACGACGUUCCCCACGCUGAGGUGGAGGUGGCCAUUGACAGCGUGCCCCUGGAUGACAACGCCCUCCUGCUAGACGAAGGGGCACUCAUCGAUUCUGAAGACAUUGUUCCGUGUGAAGCGGAGAAUGUUGUGGAGGAAGCACCGUGCAUGCUCCAAGACCAGAUUGUGUGCCAAGAGGUGGAGAUGUCUGAUCAGCCUGGGCUCCAGCUUGAGGUGGUUUCAACAUCCCCAUCAGAACCUGAACCUGCAAGCAUUGAGGAGCCUGCACCUUUGGAGCAGGCUGAGACAUCAGGCGUGGUCGCAGUUGAAUCUCAACAAGGUACGUCGCGUCAAGAUGUGCCGCCCACGGUUAGAAACGAGAGUAGUCAAGAUACGGCCAGCUGUACCAAGGAUACGGGAGACCGUUUGCGAACUACGGGCGGCUCCUCACCUUCGGCGACACCGUCUUCCAAGGACGACGACAGAUCCCAGAAGCGAGGAGAUGACGACCCAGAUCCCUCCAAUGAACGAAGUGCUGUCGUAACAAGCAAUGGUGCUGACGUGCCUGCGGAGGACAUUGAAAGGCUGCGGGGCACGACAUCAUCGCCUCCAAGUUCCAUAGUCCUAUCUCCCGACAAAGACUCAAGUUUUGAAGCCAUGCCUACCGUAACCACAGAACCCGCAGCUAGUCGCCGGAAGCCGUCCAAUGAAAGGCUGCCCAUCGAAGGUGUAGCUGGUCCAAGCGGAAUCUUUAGCCUGCGAGCCACCCUGAACGGCAGCAUCGGUUCAUCCACUCCGCGAUCUCAUUCUACUCGCGAAACCCCGAAGCAAUUUCCAAGGUCGACCCAGGAAAGGAGGAUAGGCGAAGGGGAGCAACUUUUACCUGCGCCUGCAGCAGAACUGGCAUCUGUCGCUGGCAGUGCCAACGACAACGUCGCCGCCGCGGGUUCAGUUGCGAUGACAAACGGAAUCUCCAAUGAGAUCCCGCUCGAAGUCCUCAAUGAAGUCUCAAUCGCAAUCUCAAGUGCCACUUCAAAUGCCUUGUCCAACGCCAUCUCAAAUGUGGUUUCGAACGUGGUCUCAAACGUAGUCUCCAACGUCGCCUCCAAUGCGGCCUCCGACACCGCCUCUAACAACAACUCUAACGAAAACUCGGACGCGAAUUCGGUUGAGAACUCUAACGAGAACUCGCAGGAGGGCAACAACGUGUCGGGGGCGGACGAGGACGACUCCGUCGGACCGCUCCAGGAGUCCAUCUCAAGCUCGUCGUCGAUGUGCUUCUUCCGCAACCCGGACGAAGAACAGUCGGCCAUCAUCAGCUCGUCGUCCAACGAGCACGGUCGGCGGGACUGCGGCAAGUUCAAGCGCACGUCCGACGUGAGCAGCUCCACUUCGGUCUCUGCUUCCUCGGUCCUUCUCAACGUAGCGACGCCGUCCGUGGCGGCUCCUUCCACCAACGAGCAGCGCCCCCUUUCGACGAGUGCGCCAUCUGUCCAAGAGCAGAACUCUCCGGACCAAACGGGGGAAAGCGGACCGUCUGCAACAAACUCGCGGCCGCCCGAGAAUGGAGACGGUUCCAACGUGACUUCGGCUGAGUUCGAGAUUGCAGUUGUCUCGUCGCCGACUCCCGAAGGCCGGGAGUCGGGUUUCGGGGUCGAGGAGAGUUCGGUGGACGUUACGAGCGCCGAGGCGAGCGACAUCGUCAACGGAAGCAGCGCCGUGGAGUCGUCGGAGCAGGACGGUGGGGAGGUUAGCUCGGCGAUUUUGAUGGAGCCUGGUCGGCAGGAGGAGGUGACGUCAGCGGAGAACGGCGGCUCGUCGUCAGUCGCCGGCAACGAGGUUACUUCAGCGGUGUCGUGCCGGGACUUUGGGGAUGACGAUCCAGACGACAAUGAGGCGGGUCCGCUGGUGAGCGAGCUGCUCGUGGACGGGGAGGUGAGCACGGCGGAGGCGGUGCUGGUGAGGACCGAGGACGUUGCCGAGAUCACCUGCUCGAACGUGGACCUUCCGGGCGUCCUUGCGGACGGCGUGCUGCACCUCGACCGGCGACCCCUGUCGGUGUCCAGUACGGAGGAAACGGAAUUUUUAGGUGCAGUGGAGGUGGAUUCCCACGAGAUGCCUCUGGAGGUGCGCGUCUUCAGCGAUGUGGGCACGAGCAGCAGUAGCAGCGGCGGGGCAGCUGUUGCGGUGCCGCCGGUGGUCUCGGAAGCGUGCGUGGAUGUCGUUGCGGCUGCCGAGUCAUCCAGGGCGGUGGCGGCACCCAGCGUGGACGAUUCCCCCGACACAGACGAUCGGAGAAACGCCGCCUCCGACCAGCCGAGCCAGUCCGAGAAUGAGAGCUCGCCUGCGGCUGUGCUGGACGACGCCGUGGAGUCUUUGGGUGAUGGCGAGCAGGUCUAUCAACUUCUCAUCUGUGGCUCUGAAAGCGGGGAGGGCCUCACGUCAGUCAUGGUUGACUCGGUGUCGAGCACGGUGUUUGGGGCGCAACGAGUGAGUGGACCGUCCUCGUCGACGUACCACCUCCUCUCGUUGCCUUCCUGCUCGUCUUCUGCGCCUAGAACCGCCGCCUCUUCGUCCUUCGUGCCGUCCGACGCACCUUCGCUGAUGGCACCUCAGGAAGUCACCAGCGCCGAAGGAUCCUCGGAAAGCUCUUCUUCUUCCUCGUCGAGUGCUUCGCAUCCCGCCCUCGCAGAUUCGUCGGCUAGCGUCUGCCUCCGCGGCGCGCCGGCCCAGCCGAGAGAUUUGGGAAGUGUCCAUGUCCAGCCGGACGAUCCGCCCAAUGCGCUGGAACUGGAAUCCAGCAUUUCCCAGAGCGUCGACGACGCGGAAGCGUUCGGAGUCGGGACGUCCACCGCUGCAUCGUCUUCCGCGUGCGAGGUGAUCCUCGUCGGCCACGAGCCGAUCGUGACCUCCGAGAUCGUGAUCGCGGCCGAGGAAGAACUUGUGGAACCCGCGGAGUCCUCAGAAGACUGCCCGGCAAUCCCCGAAGAUCCGUCGGGGAACUCUGUGGCCGUCAGCUCGUCCGCCACGCUUCUCCCUGCUCCAGAACCGCUCUUAAAUGGCCUGGCAGAGGACGAGGACUCCGAGAGCGCCUCCAAGUUCCUCCCUAGUGGCGGUGAGGUGGACUCGGCAGCCAGCUCUGUGGCUGACCUCACAGAAGUGGCCGUCGUGGUCGGAGAGGCUGCAGGGGUCGCAGACUCUAAUGUCGUAGAACUUGCGGUGACGUCGUCUGCUUCCACGGCGCCGGCGUCCCUGUCGCAGCCGAGCACAUCGCGGGGGACGACCUCGCAGCCGGCGAGGCGGAAGCGGCGAGUGAGUGCCGUCGCGGAGGAAGCGGCCCUGGUGUCGGCACACGUGUCCGGAUGGGCGAGGCUUGCUUCGGGGCUGUUGGACCGCGUCUGCCGGUUCCGGGGAGCGGGCAGGCCCAAAGGGAUGCUGCCGCCUGCUCACUGGUUUCUCGAGCCAGUUGAUCCCGAAGAUGCGCCCGGGUAUUACGAGAUCAUUGGACAGCCCAUGGACUUCGCUACCAUCAAGAAAAAGUUGGAGAGUGGCCAAUACAGAGACCUCGCAGACUUUCACGCAGACAUGUUGCUCGUGAAGCAGAACUGCGAGACGUACAACCCUCCCGAACACGAAGCAUGUCGUGACUGUGAUGAGGUGUUCACCUUCUAUCUUCAAGAGUACAAUCGCCUUGUGGAGAAGUGGCAAAAGAGCCACCUACUGUCCUCGCCGAAAAGGUCGAAGUUUAGCUGAAACAGCAGCAGUCAUCCUUGUACAGUGGGCCAGUGCAUCAUUCACCCUGUAUAAUUGACAUUUGUGAUAUCUGCCACAGCAUCAUGUUCCCUCAUUUUGCGCA